Messenger RNA from Anopheles coustani, 1047 nucleotides. Its product is annotated as D-amino-acid oxidase-like. The transcript has 4 exons. Bases 4 to 1047 code for a protein of 347 amino acids. Lineage: Eukaryota; Metazoa; Arthropoda; Insecta; Diptera; Culicidae. The record is from RefSeq and is a predicted model, not a curated record. Gene Ontology annotation, molecular function: D-amino-acid oxidase activity; FAD binding.
AAAAUGAAGCAAAUUGUAGUGAUUGGAGCUGGUGUAAAUGGUCUUUCUGUAGCUGUGCAGUUGGCGGAACGAUACUACAAUCUCGCGAAUGUAACUCUGAUAUCCGAUGAAGUAAGCCCCAAUACCACCGGGGAUGGAUCCGCUGGACUCUGGGGUCCUUACUACUGUGGUAAAACACCGGAUCACAAAAUAGUCAAAUGGUCAAGCGAAACACACAUCUUUUUCCACGAGCUAUGGAGGCACGGUUUAGCUGGUAAAAUCGGUGUCUGCCUACAGCCAUGCAUGCGGUUAACGACGGAUCCGGACGGUUACGCUGAACCCUCGUGGAAGAGCAUCGUUUUCGGUUGCCAGAAAAUAGCCGAACCAGAGCUAAAGCGUCUCAGUAACGAGCAUGGUCGCCGGUACACCGGUGGUUAUCAUUUUGCAACGUUCACCUGCGAACCAUCGGGUUUAUUGCCGUACUUGUUUAGUCGCUUUCUUACCGUCGGUGGGAAAUUCAUCAAAGCGAAGGUUACGGGUUUUGACGCCGAUCUUAUCGGCCGAAAAGUGGAUCUUAUUGUAAACUGCAGUGGCUUAGGGUCACUGGAAUUGGCGAAAGAUGACGCGAUGCUACCUAUUCGCGGACAGGUGGCUCGUGUGAGCGCACCAUGGAUAUAUGAAGUCAUUCUGGACGACAGUGACGAUGGCAAUUACAUCAUUCCUAAUAGUGAGACAGUUAUACUAGGCGGUACUCACCAGAUGAACGACUUCAAUCGGAACGUCAGCCAAGAAGACAGUCGGUUUAUCUUCGAUGGAUGUGAGCGGAAGCUUCCCAGUCUUAAAAAUGCUAAAAUUACUGGAGAGUGGGUCGGCUUGCGGCCCGGACGAGAAAGCGUACGACUGGAGCUGGAACACUAUCAAAUGGUGAACGGAACCGGUACGAUCCCUAUAAUUCACAACUAUGGACAUGGAGGCUGUGGUGUUACACUGUGUUGGGGAUGUGCUAAAGAGGUUGUAGAAAUCAGCGAAACACUGAAUUGGAACCAGGCCACACCAUCGAAGCUUUAG